Messenger RNA from Marchantia polymorpha subsp. ruderalis, 1071 nucleotides. The record is from the annotation of a GenBank genome assembly. NCBI's taxonomy places the organism in Eukaryota, Viridiplantae, Streptophyta, Marchantiopsida, Marchantiales, Marchantiaceae.
AUCGACAGAUCCACGUCAUUCAUGAUCACACAGUCAUUACACACCAGUAAGACAGACUGGACUAAUGCUGCCUGCACGAGACGAAAUUCCUCGGGCCUCAAUUAAUUUCUGAAGUUCAUAAACUGCACGCAAACAGUCUCAGAUCAUCUCUACCAACAUAUAGUUGUGACUCGCAGCUGCAUUAGAAUUCCGUGAUUGUUCUGCCCUCGAUCUUGUAACGGAGCAGGUUGGGAGGUACCGCGGGUGGUGCUCGACGCACAAGGAGAAGAAAGGGCGAGGAAGAAGGCGGACGGAAUGGUGGACGAAUGAAUGAAGGUGCAUGGAAAUGAUCUGCAUGGAGCCUUUCGAGGGCGGUCAGUGAAGAGGUGUGGCAACGUGCACCAUCAUCUCCUCCUCGGAAUGGAUAGGUGUGCACACGGAAUUGUGAUCGGGUUCACGAACGACCCAAAGCUUGUGGACUUGAAUCGACUUCGGACGCUUUUCCUACAAGUUAAGGUCGCAAGUCCUGCCUCAUUGACAUUCAAAAGAUGCAUUGUACGGUCUAAAUGCACAUCCGAAGGUUCAGAAGUACAUCGCACCUUUGGAGUUUCUGGUACUUGAACCUGAUUUCAGUAGGUGUCGCUAUGCGGGUUGAGAUUCUUGUGAGCAAGGAGGAUGGAAACCACGAGAAUGCGGGAUAUAAUCCUUGAUUCGCCCGUCACAUGUUUUUAUUGGUGGGAGUACAAAAGUUCCCGUCAAUGCUUCGAAUUAUUUGAGGAUGCAAGAACUUCUUAGAACUUCAAAAGUUCCCUAACAACCUGACAUGGGCACACAAGAAUAAUUUUUUCAUCGUCCAUAUUCAUUGAUUUCUUACAUUUCUCCAUGUUUUACUUUGGAAGAGUUUGUGUCUACCAUCGCACCAGUGACACGGCAUGCCUUCUACGUUCCUUAUCCUUUCUAACAUAUGGGGUCCCAUGUAAAACUCCGAAGAACCUGCCAAUGAUUAUUGAAAAGGCAAAGAAUCAUCUAGAAAAAAGAAAAUCACGAUUAGAUAAGUGAUGCAUGAGAAUCAGGAAUGUCACGGAGUUCGAC